AUGGCACGCGUAACCGUUGAAGAUUGUUUAGACCAUGUAGACAACCGCUUUGAGCUUGUACUAGUGGCAAGCAAACGCGCGCGUCAAUUGGCACGUCAAGGCAUUGAACCAACUGUUGAGUGGGACAAUGACAAGCCGACUGUUGUUGCAUUACGUGAAAUUGCGAUUGGUCAUGUGACUAAAGAUAUCUUGAAGCAACGUGAUCAAGAUUACCAAACGUCUAGUCUUGACCUUGCUUUAUCAGCAAACAAUCUUAAUCUUGAAGAUAGGUGUUCUAUGCCAGGCCAACAGGUCAGCCAAUCCAAGCAACAGUUGAAUGUAAUUAUCGACGCGUACUUAAAACCAAGUGAUGUCGAGCGAGUACUUGUGGCUUGUGAUUAUGCUGAUAUUGCGCAUGAUGGUAUUACACGUAAAAGUGGUGAACCCUAUAUUUUACACCCGAUUGCGGUGAGUUGUAUCUUGGCACAUAUGCGUAUGGAUGCCGAAACGCUCAUGGCAGCUUUAUUACACGAUGUGAUUGAAGAUACAGAUUUCACCAAAGAAGAUAUCACUGAAAAAUUUGGUAAAACCGUGGCUGAAUUGGUCGAUGGGGUCACCAAACUCAGUCAUUCCAGCGAUAAAGAAUAUAAUAAAGCUGCGUCUUUCCGUAAAAUUCUUCAAGCCACCUUACAAGACCCGCGUGUGCUUUACGGCCAGAUAAACGUGCACGUAUCGCACAAGAAACUUUUGAUAUUUUUGUUCCUAUGGCACGGCUUGUCG
This is a messenger RNA of Oppiella nova, 759 nucleotides long. The record is from the annotation of a GenBank genome assembly. NCBI's taxonomy places the organism in Eukaryota, Metazoa, Arthropoda, Arachnida, Sarcoptiformes, Oppiidae.